Messenger RNA from Zingiber officinale, 1512 nucleotides. Its product is annotated as mitochondrial phosphate carrier protein 3, mitochondrial-like. Gene Ontology annotation, biological process: mitochondrial phosphate ion transmembrane transport. Lineage: Eukaryota; Viridiplantae; Streptophyta; Magnoliopsida; Zingiberales; Zingiberaceae. Bases 109 to 1242 code for a protein of 377 amino acids. The record is from RefSeq and is a predicted model, not a curated record. Gene Ontology annotation, molecular function: phosphate transmembrane transporter activity. The transcript has 6 exons. Gene Ontology annotation, cellular component: mitochondrial inner membrane.
AACCCUAACUAGUUGCUUCAUCGGUCGCAUUUGUCCUCUUGGCCUCUCGCCGCCUGCUCGAUCUCCUCUGCCUCUGAUUUCAAUCAAUUUCUUUCACAAUUCAGAGAGAUGGAAUUGGCCGAGGGAUCUCGCAGAUCCCUCCUCCCGAACUUCCUCUACUCGUCUUCCAACGGGUCCAGCAAUCUUGCCCUUGAUCGCAUCCUGGGGAGGACCCUGCCCUCGCCUGUUGCUGCUGCUGCGGCGGCGGCGGGAAAUGGUGCUUCGACGGUCCCGUUCGUUGUUGCCCAGGCGCCUAAGGAGUCCGGAAAGAUAGAGAUGUAUUCGCCGGCGUUUUACGCUGCCUGCACCGCCGGCGGCAUCGCCAGUUGUGGGCUCACCCAUAUGGCUGUCACCCCGCUUGAUCUCGUCAAGUGUAACAUGCAGAUCGAUCCUGCCAAAUACAAAAGCAUUUCUUCAGGAUUUGGGGUCUUGCUCAAGGAACAAGGGGCCAGGGGUUUCUUCAGGGGAUGGGUUCCUACACUGCUCGGAUACAGCGCCCAAGGGGCCUGCAAGUUUGGCUUUUACGAAUUCUUCAAGAAGUAUUAUUCAGAUCUCGCUGGCCCUGAGUUUGCAUCCAAGUAUAAAACUUUGAUUUACCUCGCUGGAUCUGCGUCUGCCGAAAUAAUCGCUGAUGUGGCUCUCUGCCCCUUCGAGGCAGUGAAGGUGCGCGUCCAGACGCAGCCUGGUUUUGCUAGGGGAUUGAGUGAUGGCUUACCAAAAUUUGUCAAAUCUGAAGGUGUUGGAGGACUUUACAAAGGCAUAGUUCCACUCUGGGGGCGUCAAAUUCCCUAUACUAUGAUGAAAUUUGCAUCAUUUGAGACUGUGGUCGAGAUGGUAUACAAGUAUGCAAUUCCUGCACCUAAAGAUCAGUGUAGUAAGCCACUUCAGCUUGGUGUGAGCUUUGCUGGUGGAUAUAUUGCUGGAAUAUUCUGUGCAAUAGUUUCUCAUCCAGCUGAUAACCUUGUCUCAUUUCUUAACAAUGCUAAGGGUGCCACUGUUGGUGAUGCUGUGCAAAAACUUGGCUUGUGGGGUCUAUUCACCCGUGGUCUUCCUCUUCGCAUUGUCAUGAUUGGUACUCUAACUGGUGCGCAAUGGGGGAUUUAUGAUGCAUUCAAAGUCAUGGUUGGCCUGCCUACAACUGGUGGUGUUGCUCCGGCUGCUGCUCCUGCCGCAGAGGUUUCUAAGCUGGAAGCCGCUGCCUGAUCAUUUAUAAUUAUGAAUAAUGUAAGAUUUGAGAAUUAUAAGCUCAUUCUAUGUGGAAGUGUUGAAUGCUUCCAGAGCAACACAUGAUUUUUGCGGAUGGUCUUGUUCCCAUCUUCCAAUUUGGAGGAAUGCUGCAGCUUUUAGCACUGUAACAAACACAAGUGACCUGAGGAAUCAUCAGGAAGAAUUUCUUAUUUGAUUUUGAGCUAAACAUUAAAUUGACGGAUAAGUUGACGGCAGCUUUAACUGCUCCAAACUGGUUGAUCUGUC